Messenger RNA from Botrytis sinoallii, 1365 nucleotides. RefSeq lists its product as uncharacterized. Gene Ontology annotation, biological process: poly(A)+ mRNA export from nucleus; post-transcriptional tethering of RNA polymerase II gene DNA at nuclear periphery; transcription elongation by RNA polymerase II. Bases 1 to 1365 code for a protein of 454 amino acids. The transcript is spliced from 5 exons. Lineage: Eukaryota; Fungi; Ascomycota; Leotiomycetes; Helotiales; Sclerotiniaceae. Gene Ontology annotation, cellular component: transcription export complex 2. The record is from RefSeq and is a predicted model, not a curated record. Gene Ontology annotation, molecular function: RNA binding; double-stranded DNA binding.
AUGGAUGCGUUUUUGCAUGAGUUCAAAGCCGCCUACAACGAGGGAAAUGGCUACAGUGUGUCUAUGACCCUUUAUCCUGUCGCCCCUGCUUCAAACCCCAACAGACUUCGAGAAUUCUAUCGAAGUACAAAUUUCGAACAUGUCAAGAAAGAUAUCGAAUAUCGACUUCUGUAUGAUGAUCGAUCUCCGUUGAAUUGUUCGGUGGAAGAAGGUCGGGCAUGGGUGGACGUUUACUGCGCCUUUUGGAAGUUCAUUGGUUUCAUGUCCAAUGCAGAGGCUGCUCCUGAAGAUAACUCAAAGGAUGCAUGGACAAAGGUAUAUGAAUCAUGGAAAGAAGUAACAAAUGCUCUUCAUCGUGGUUAUAGUGCCUGCGGAUUUGAAGCUUGGACUGUACCUUGCUUAUAUGUAGCUGGCAAAUAUUUACGAAUCUUUGCCAUCAAAGCUGAUGAAGCAACUGGCACCGUAUCGAAUGCAGCUAUGAAUUACCAGGAUGAUUUGAAUCCAGAGUCAGAGACAAACGAGAAGCUGGAAGAUGCUGCUCGACAACUGAAUCGCAUAUUCACAUUAUGUCUUAGCGACCGAGCAUCCCUUGAAGAAUCUAGGAAAUGGGCUACUUACAAUAUUAUCAAUUUAUUGUUCAAGACCUACUUCAAACUAAACUCUAUCGGAUUGUCAAGAAAUAUUCUCAAUGCGAUUCAAGCAUAUCGAGGUGAUAUGCCGAGCCUCGAAUCUUUUCCUAUGUCUCAUCAGGUGACGUUCAAAUAUUAUUGUGGGGUUAUAUAUUUUCUUGAGGAACAUUAUGAAGAAGCAGAGAAAUAUCUCACCGAAGCAUGGAGAUUAUGUCACAAGAGUGCCGUCAAAAAUAAAGAACUCAUCCUCACCUACCUGAUUCCCUGUCACCUCCUAACAACCCACACUCUCCCCACUCCAGCCCUCCUCCAACCAUAUCCUAAACUUCAAAAGCUUUUCGGCCCUCUCUCUCGAUGUAUCAAAAAAGGCGACCUUGCCGGUUUCGACGCCGCUCUCCUAGCCGGUGAAAAUGAAUUCGUCAAACGUCGUAUCUACCUCACCCUAGAACGUGGCCGUGACAUUGCUUUACGUAAUCUUCUACGCAAAGUAUUUAUCGCAGGCGGUUAUGAAGAAGCCAAGGAGCCAACUGCUGCACCGGUAAGAAGGACUAGAAUCCCAGUUGCGGAAUUCGCUGCGGCGAUCAGUAUUGGAAGUAAAGAGACAAUGGAAAAUGAUGAAGUGGAAUGUUUACUUGCGAAUAUGAUUUACAAGAGCUUGAUGAAAGGUUACAUAUCACGAGCCCAUGGGAUCGUGGUAUUAAGCAAAGGUGGCGCAUUUCCUGGAACAGGCGUUUAA